Molecule: messenger RNA, 1341 nt
Organism: Hydra vulgaris (swiftwater hydra)
Lineage: Eukaryota; Metazoa; Cnidaria; Hydrozoa; Anthoathecata; Hydridae
Source: RefSeq, a predicted model, not a curated record
AUGUCAUUGAUAUAUCGAUGUGAGAUUAAACUUUGUGAAAAGAGUGAAAUUGAACUUUAUGAAAACAGUGAAGAUGAUAGUGAAAUUACUGAAGGUGAACUCACUUUUAACGGAGAUGUUGAACCUUGUGAAAACAGUGAACAAAAUUCGAUCUCACUGAGGGAAGUUGAACUCACUUUUAACAGUGAAGUUGACUUCAGUUCAAAAAGUGGUGGAUGUACUUGUUGUGUACCAAACUGUUUUAAUAAUUCUAAGCGUAAUAAAAACUUAUCGUUUUAUGUUAUACCCAAGGAAAAAGUGUUAAGAAAGUUAUGGUUCGCCAAAAUUAGCAGAAAAGACUUCACUCCUUCUUCAUACAGAGUUUGUUCAGCACACUUUCAAGGGAACAAAAAAACGUAUAUGAAUAAUGUUCCAACAAUAAUUCCAAAAACAGUUAAACUAACUGCUCAUGUACCAAAGAAAACCAAAAAUAGCCUUGGUUUAUUACAUAAAACAACACAAAUACCUUAUAGUGAAGAACUGUCGACACCUGUUUUAAGCUACAAAGAAAAAUUAAAACAAGAAAAUAAAAUUCUUAAAGAUCAAAUUGAGGACAUUAUAAAAGAAAAACAAGCGUUAGUAAACACUCAAAAAGAAGCUAUAUUGGUCAUGAAGUUUUUAGAACCAGAAAUAUAUUCACUAAAUUAUUGGGAUUCAAUGUCUACUAUUGCUGACAAUUUAUCUGAAACUUCUUCAUCUAAAACAAGAGGAAGAUCACGUAUAUUAAAUGUUGAAGAGGAAUUUUUUAUGAUCAAUUUUAAUAUGGCCAAAAAAAAACUAGUUAAUGAAACAAUGCCUAGUUGCUUUAAAGAUGUAUACCCUAAUACUUGUGUAAUUAUAGACUAUACAGAAAUAUUUACUGUGAUGCCAACUAGCUAUCGCACUCAAUCAGCAAUGUUCUCAAAAUAUAAACAUCUUCACACAGCUAAGGGUUUGAUUGGAAGAUCAAGCGAUAAACAGAUAACAAAUCACUGUGGCAUACUAAAACUAUUAGAAAAAGGUGAUAGCCUGAUGGCAGAUAGAGGUUUCGAUAUCGUAAAUGACUUACCAAAAGGAAUAAGUCUCAACAUACCACCAUUUCUUGAAGGCGAUUUUCAACUUACUUUGGAAAAAGAAUUAGAAACAAGAAGAAUCGCAUCUGUGCGAAUUCAUGUGGAACGUGCAAUUGCAAGAAUCAAAAACUACAAAAUAUUACAAAACGCAUUUCCACUUACAAUGGCUGCUGACAUGAACAAAAUAUGGGUCAUAGUUUGUUAUUUAGUUACUUUUCUACCACCUCUAAUAAAAACUGAUAGCAAAUAA